Molecule: messenger RNA, 2462 nt
Organism: Drosophila navojoa
Lineage: Eukaryota; Metazoa; Arthropoda; Insecta; Diptera; Drosophilidae
Gene: Kr
Product: Kruppel
Biological process (GO): regulation of gene expression
Cellular component (GO): nucleus
Source: RefSeq, a predicted model, not a curated record
UAUCAUUCGUGAUUUGGCUCUGGCAGUGAGAGGAGCACAGUUUCUGAUGCCAAACAAAUACACAUACACACACUGACGCAAUCGUAAAACACACUCACGAAGCAAAUUUGUUGCUUCUAAAGGAUUUCCACAGCGCAAAGGAUACACUCUCUCAAUAUAAAAACGUGUUGCAGUCGUUCGCUUCAUAUCAUUUCUCAGCGACAACUCGUCACAGUCACAACUCAAGAAACUUAGUUAAAAAAUAAUAAAAUACAAAAACUCAAUUUGUUGUGUCUUAACGAUAAACUAAAGGAAAAGGAAUCGCGAGAACCAAUAACAUCAAACCAAAUACCUCAACAAAAUAGCAAAAAAAUAUAAAAGUUUAAUUAAAAUACGAGUAACAAAUUUAUAAUUGCAACUACCUCAUUUUUGUAUAACGUGAACUUUUGUAAACUGUGCAACAACUACCUCAAAGUACAAACACACACAUCACAUCCAUACCCUCACCCACACACACACCAAGUGCGCGAAAUUAUAAAAAAGAAGUUUUUGAAAAGUUUAAAACUAAAAAGAGCUCAAAUGAAAUUAAGUGUUCAGAACUGAAGUAAAAAACAAAUUGUAGUGAAAUUGUAAGCAAAACGCUUACAAUUUGAUUUGCUCGAUCGGAGCAAGGACACCAACAAACAAUCAAACACACAGCAUACAGUUAUGGCCAUAUCAAUGUUGCAGGACGCGCAAACACGAAGCUUAGCCGCUGCCUUGGCUGGCAUCAAGCGCGAGGACAUGGUUGUAGAUCGCUCCAUGUCGCUGUCCCCGCCCAUGUCUGCAAAUACCUCGGCCAGCAGCCCAGUGGCCUCCACCAAUUCUCACUCCCUGUACCCCGCGAUGGGCCUACAACAGGCGGCAGCAGCGUCCGCCUUCGGCAUGCUCUCGCCCACACAGCUGCUGGCUGCCAACAGGCAGGCGGCCGCCUUUAUGGCCCAGCUGCCAAUGAGCACAUUGGCCAACACACUCUUCCCACACAAUCCCGCGGCGCUCUUCGGCGCUUGGGCCGCCCAGCAUCAGCAACAGCAGCAGCAGCAACACCAACAGCAGCAGCAACAGUUGCAGCUGCCGCUAGCUGGAACCCAUCUGCAUUCGCCCCCUGCUAGCCCCCAUUCCCCGAUAGCCGGCAGUGGAAAGCACCCGCUGAGCUCGCCCAACAGCACGCCGCAGCAUCAUUUGGGCCUGGGCUUGGGUGAGCCGGUGAAGAAGGCUCGCAAGCUGUCGGUCAAGAAGGAGUUCCAAACGGAGAUCAGCAUGAGCGUAAGUGACUUGUAUCACACACCUAGUGGACCCAUCUCACCGCCCUCCAGCGGCAGUUCGCCCAACUCUUCGGCACAUGAGGCCACUGCAGCAGCAGCAGCAGCAGCAGGAGCAACAGGAGCAGCGGCUCCAGCUAAGGACCCAUCGCGCGACAAGAGCUUCACGUGCAAGAUCUGUUCACGCAGCUUUGGCUACAAGCAUGUCCUGCAGAACCACGAGCGCACGCACACCGGCGAGAAGCCGUUCGAGUGCCCCGAGUGCCACAAGCGCUUCACCCGUGACCAUCACCUGAAGACGCAUAUGCGCCUGCACACAGGAGAGAAGCCCUAUCACUGCUCCCACUGCGAUCGCCAGUUCGUGCAAGUGGCCAAUCUGCGGCGGCAUCUGCGCGUUCACACAGGUGAGCGGCCCUACACCUGCGAGAUCUGCGAGGGCAAGUUCAGCGAUUCCAAUCAGCUGAAGUCCCACAUGCUGGUCCACAAUGGCGAGAAGCCGUUCGAGUGCGAGCGCUGCCACAUGAAGUUCCGCCGGCGCCACCACCUGAUGAACCACAAGUGCGGCAUCCAAUCGCCACCCACGCCCGCCCUCUCGCCGGCCAUGAGCGGCGACUACCCAAUGGCUACGGCAGCAGCAGCUGUUGCCGCAGCUGCCGCCCUGGAGUGCUCCACCAACAAGUUCGCCGCCAUGUGCGCCAGCUACGGCGGCUCGGAGGAGUCCGUCGAUUUGGCCAAGAGCAGCCUGGACGAGGAGGCGCCGCUCGACCUGAGCGAGGAUGGCGCCAGCUCCGUCGAUGGCCACUGCAGCGGCAGCAAUGCCCGCCGCAAGGCGCAAGACAUCCGCCGCGUCUUUCGGCUGCCGCCGCCACAGAUCGUGCACGUUGCCAGCGACAUGCCCGAGCAGACGGAGCCCGAGGAUCUGAGCAUGCACUCGCCGCGGUCCGCGGAGUCGCACGAACAGCACAGCGAGGACAUCGACCUCGACGAGCUGGACGAUGCGGCUGCGCUCUAUCUGCGGCAGCAGCAGCUGCAGCAGCACUAAGCGAACUGUGCUAGUGGGCACACCUUGUAUAUAAAGGGUUCAAGAGGCCAGCGUGUUCAUCAGAUGAGGCUGGCUGAUGGGUUAAUGGAACAGGAAUUUAUGUCAAGUACAACUAGCUUGCAAAACUAAAAAACAAAAAA